Molecule: messenger RNA, 384 nt
Organism: Knipowitschia caucasica
Lineage: Eukaryota; Metazoa; Chordata; Actinopteri; Gobiiformes; Gobiidae
Source: the annotation of a GenBank genome assembly
AUGUUUUUGUCCAGAAGAAUACUCACUGCUGGACUCCAGCACCCAGGGCCAAAGACAUCAGAACCAAGAACUCCUCAGGACCAAGACCUCAGGCACAAAGACCUCAGGGACCCAAGACUCAGGACCCAAGACUCAGGGCCAAGACCUCAGGGCCAAGACCUCAGGGCCCAAGAACCUCAGAGGCCCAAGAACUCAGGGCCCAAGACCUCAGGAACCAAGACCUCAGGGCCCAAGACCUCCGGGCCCAAGACCUCAGGGCCACUAAGACCUCAGGGCCCAAGACUCAGGGCCAAGACUCAGGGCCACAAGACCUCUGGGACCAAAGACCUCAGGGGACACAAGCAUCAGGGCGACACAUGGUUUUGUCUGUUUCCCUGGUUAUGA